Messenger RNA from Hevea brasiliensis (rubber tree), 1264 nucleotides. Its product is annotated as probable prolyl 4-hydroxylase 9. Gene Ontology annotation, biological process: peptidyl-proline hydroxylation to 4-hydroxy-L-proline. The transcript has 8 exons. The record is from RefSeq and is a predicted model, not a curated record. NCBI's taxonomy places the organism in Eukaryota, Viridiplantae, Streptophyta, Magnoliopsida, Malpighiales, Euphorbiaceae. Gene Ontology annotation, cellular component: endoplasmic reticulum. Gene Ontology annotation, molecular function: iron ion binding; L-ascorbic acid binding; procollagen-proline 4-dioxygenase activity. The coding region runs from base 185 to 1060 and encodes 291 amino acids.
AUAAUUACGAAAUCCACUUUCAAUAUCUCACUAAAUUCCCGCCAGACUCCCAUUCACUCCUUCACCAGAACUUUCGGCUGCUUUGGAUUCACUGCCCACCAUAAACCUACUCAUCACUAUUGCCUCAACCCCGACUUAGACUUUCCUUUUCUCUUCUCUGUUUCCUGUUGCAGAUCAUCCAUCCAUGAAACCCAAACCCGCUAAACCAAAAUGGAACUUCAACCCAAAGCUAGGGUUCACUUCUGUCUUUCUUUCUUGCUCCUUCUUCUUCGUCGCUGGUCUUUUUGCCUCCGAUCUCAUUUCUCAGGAUUUCUCUGGAGCUAGGCAGAGAGCAAGGCAGCUCCAAUCGCUCAAAGAGGAGAUUAUUGACUAUGAUUUGUUGACUCCAGGAAUGACUGGAGACGAUUCUAUUACUUUGAUUCCAUUUCAGGUCUUGAGCUGGAAACCGCGUGCUUUGUAUUUUCCUAAUUUUGCAACUGCUGAGCAAUGUGAACGCAUAAUUAAUAUGGCAAAGCCAAGCCUUAAACCCUCCACUUUGGCAUUAAGGAAGGGAGAAACGGAGGAUAACACAAAAGGAAUCAGAACCAGCUCUGGUAUGUUUAUUAGUGCUUCUGAAGACAACACUGGGGUCUUGGAUGCUAUUGAGGAAAAAAUUGCUAGAGCCACAAUGCUUCCCAGGGUCCAUGGAGAGGCAUUCAAUGUCUUGCGCUAUGAGAUUGGGCAAAAGUAUAAUUCUCAUUAUGAUGCAUUCAAUCCUGCAGAGUAUGGCCCACAGAAGAGCCAAAGGGUUGCUUCUUUCUUGUUAUAUUUAUCUGAUGUAGAAGAAGGUGCGGAGACCAUGUUUCCAUUUGAGAAUGGCUUGGAGAUUGAUGAAAAUUAUGACUUUCAAAAGUGUAUUGGUUUGCAAGUGAAACCACGCCAAGGGGAUGGACUCUUAUUCUAUUCGCUUUUCCCAAAUAAUACAAUCGAUCCAACAUCACUGCACGGGAGCUGUCCGGUAAUCAAAGGCGAGAAAUGGGUGGCUACAAAGUGGAUUAGAGAUCAAGAACUAGACGAAUAGAAUACUUGUACAUGCCAUCGGUGCAAUGUUCAAGAGGUGUUGCUUUUUAUUGGACGUCGGCAAAAAAACAAAGAAAAAACAAUUCGAGCAGCUACCAUUUACCUUUUUUUUUAGUAUAAUUUUCGUAGUAAUCGACAAUAACAGGUCUCAGUUGAUUGGGUGUAUCAGAAUUAAUUUUAGCCAAAUAUAGCAACUUUGCCCCAA